Bufo bufo (common toad) is the source of this 1448-nucleotide messenger RNA. It is a transcript of the gene ERFL, whose product is annotated as ETS repressor factor like. The transcript is spliced from 5 exons. Gene Ontology annotation, molecular function: sequence-specific DNA binding; DNA-binding transcription factor activity, RNA polymerase II-specific. Bases 70 to 1209 code for a protein of 379 amino acids. Lineage: Eukaryota; Metazoa; Chordata; Amphibia; Anura; Bufonidae. The record is from RefSeq and is a predicted model, not a curated record. Gene Ontology annotation, cellular component: nucleus. Gene Ontology annotation, biological process: cell differentiation; regulation of transcription by RNA polymerase II.
CUUCUCUUGUGUUUUCCUCACUUUCUCCUCCAUUCUCCUUUUCCCCUUGCCCCGUCUACAGACUCAAGCAUGGAUUGCAGCUGCGUGUCUGAUAUUCUACUGACUCCUUCUAUGCCGGCUCUCUGGACUCCAGGGUUCGCCUUUCCGGACUGGGCCUACAAGCCGGAGUCCAGCCCGGGCUCCAGACAGAUCCAGCUCUGGCACUUUAUUCUGGAGCUUCUUCAGAAAGAGGAAUAUCACGACGUCAUCGCCUGGCAAGGAGACUACGGGGAGUUUGUCAUCAAGGACCCGGACGAGGUGGCGCGGUUAUGGGGGAUACGCAAGUGCAAACCUCACAUGAACUACGACAAGCUGAGCCGAGCCCUCAGAUAUUAUUAUAAUAAGAGGAUUCUACACAAGACGAAGGGCAAACGCUUCACCUACAAGUUCAACUUCAGUAAAGUCGUGCUGGUCAACUACCCUCUGCUGGAAAUGGCCAACUCCUCGCUGCUCCUUGGACAGAACCCCUUCCCUGGGGCACAUUCACAUGACCCCUUCACUCCAGAGGCUCUGCAGUCUCUCUUCUCUCCCACUGGUCGGCCUCCAUUACUAGAUCGUCCUCUUUCCACUCCAGAGACGGAGAAGCUUCGUCUCGAAGCCGCUUUUCCUUUCCUGACCUCAGGUUCUGCGUACAACAAGCCUCCAGCCAUGUUGCCCCCCUACAACCGAAACACCCCAUUUCCUGACUACACCUGGGGCUUUAACCCAUACCUUUCUGGCACUUUCCCUUUAACUGGCUCCAAGUUGCCCCCCUCCCUGUAUCCGCCCCAGUUUUACCCCAGCUCCCUCUCCCAGCUCCCUCCUCCCGUCUCCCUGCUUCCGGGGGACUCCAUGGACAGGUCUAGCAACCUCAUACCCAGUAUACCACAUAGGCUGUGUGCCAGCCUGAAUUCUCACCCGCUGCUGCCCCUGAGAGGAAGCGGAGAACUGGGCGGCACCGGGGCGGUGAGGAGAGACAGAGCCGAGCAGCCCGAAGGGAAACCAGAACCAGAAUCUGACUCGGACCUGGAAAUUACAGACGUGAGCGACUGCAGUUCAGAGGCGGAGGGGUGCGGGUACAGCCCGCCGUGCCCGGGAACCUCGGUUAGAAGGGGCAAAACAGAGGAUGAGCGACCCAAAGGAGCAACCACCAAGAUUUCCCAAGAAAAGCCGGCGGCUCCGCUCAGCUAGACCCGCCGGUUAUUAUACAGAAACUAUAUCUAAAUGUACACUAUAUAUAUAUAUAUAUAAAUAUAUAUAACUAUACGGAUAUAUGGGGGUAAACCGCGUGCCGUGCCAAGCCCUUCAUCCCGAAACAGCAGAAAAUGUAAGCGUUAUACAGUGGUAGCAAGACCUUAGUUAAUUCAUUUGGCUGUCAGGGCAUGCUGGGAGUUGUAGUUUUGUAACACCGGUUGGAGGCCACUGUCCUC